Messenger RNA from Rhinocladiella mackenziei CBS 650.93, 966 nucleotides. RefSeq lists its product as uncharacterized. The record is from RefSeq and is a predicted model, not a curated record. The transcript has 2 exons. Gene Ontology annotation, molecular function: 8-oxo-dGDP phosphatase activity. NCBI's taxonomy places the organism in Eukaryota, Fungi, Ascomycota, Eurotiomycetes, Chaetothyriales, Herpotrichiellaceae. Bases 1 to 966 code for a protein of 321 amino acids.
AUGGCGCAAAAAACAAACCUGGACUUGGUCAAUGAAUGCGACAACUUCCCUUACGCCUCGGACGACCCGGCAGCAUUCAUCGCAACAAUGGACAGAUAUUAUGUUUUCCUACUAGAAGGAUGCAAAGCAUGUCUAGGGUAUACGCCGUGCAAGAUUGCUGAGCAAAUGCCGCCCAGUAUACAUUGGAACCUCGAUAAACAGCGGAGAAGCCUGACUUUCCAACCCCGAGAUGAUAACGGAGGACCAAUUAAGAAUUUCGGCGCACGCAAUAAGAUUCUAGCAGAAUACCUCCAGAGUCUUAGGGAGAAGAAGAUCUUCAAGGUGCUGGACGGUUGGCGCAACGAGCUUUACCACAUAUAUGGACCGAAAAAGGAGCUUCUGUUGAACAUGGAACGUUCAGCAACCCCUCUUUUCGGAGUAGUCACGUAUGGAGUUCAUAUGACUGGCUAUGUAAUGACGGAUCAGGGUAUGAAAAUCUGGGCCCCUCGACGGGCCUUGAUCAAGCAGACCUAUCCGGGUAUGAUGGAUAACACCGUUGCUGGAGGCUUGAGUGCUGGAGAAAAGCCCUUCGAAUGUUUGGAGAGAGAAGCAGAAGAGGAAGCUUCACUACCCGCGGAUGUGGUUCGUUCGGCCCAAGCCUGUGGAACUUUGACCUACUUUCAUGUCCGAGACUCUAGAGCUGGAGGCGAAACAGGACUCUGUCAACCGGAGUGUCAAUACGUAUACGACCUCAAAAUGCCGGCGGAUGUCAUACCGAAGCCUGGCGACGACGAAGCCAUCGAUUUUCAGCUUUUGACGGUGGAGGAAGUUCAGAAUGCAAUGGCUGCAGGAAAAUUCAAGCCGAAUUGUGCUCACUUGUUGUUGGAAUUCUUCGUCAGGCAUGGGAUUUUGACACCCGAGAAUGAGCCUGAUUAUGUCGAGAUUGUCGCAAGACUCCAUCGAAAGUUGGAAUUCCCAACUCCUUGA